Nycticebus coucang (slow loris) is the source of this 4281-nucleotide messenger RNA. It is a transcript of the gene CMTR2, whose product is annotated as cap methyltransferase 2. Gene Ontology annotation, cellular component: nucleus; cytoplasm. Lineage: Eukaryota; Metazoa; Chordata; Mammalia; Primates; Lorisidae. Bases 828 to 3137 code for a protein of 769 amino acids. Gene Ontology annotation, molecular function: methyltransferase cap1 activity. The transcript is spliced from 4 exons. The record is from RefSeq and is a predicted model, not a curated record. Gene Ontology annotation, biological process: 7-methylguanosine mRNA capping.
GCUUGUGGGGGCAAGAAGCUGGCGCUUUUUCCCUGUGGUAUCCCGUGCAGAAGCCAAAUCUAACGAGCCAAGGCCUGGGCGCUGCGAUACUAGCAGGCGUGCGUAACGUUGACGCAGGCAACGCUAGCGGGACUAGAGGGCGCGUGCGCAGUGCUAGUCUGUCAAGGUCCCCGGGGGCUUCCUGCGUUCGGCGGUGGCUGGGCCGGGAGGUGGGUGCCGGUUCGCGGUGCUGCGGGGGCGUGUCCGGGCAAACUUCCUGGCCUCCCGGUGCGCCACCUCUCUCCCUCGCGGCUAGGGGCGUCGUGGACCCAAAGGAACGACUACCCCGGGAGCGGAAGUAGAGGAUGGCCCCCGAGAGCGAGUGAAGCGCUACCUCCCCAGACAGCGGGGCCCCAGGUGGGCGUGAGCGAAGGUAAUCCAGGCCUGGUUCCGAGUCCGAGUCCUCCUCGGACUUUCCGGAGGGUGAGACAGCGGCCUGGGUGUGUUCCAGGUCAGGCACCGGGCAGCUCGAAUGGGGGCUUGGGACUCGCUUCCACUGGAUGAAAUGAGGUCUUGGGUGCCCUGGCCCCCAGUAAGCCCGGGAUACACACUAGCUGCCACAGUUGCCGAGAGGAGUUGUUGGCGGACGCACUCAGAACUGCUUCAAAUUUGUCUUAAGUACAGCUGCUUCUGCCAGUGGGGAAAAAAUGAUCUAAGGGACAGGGGCUCCCCCAUGCUGGAGUAUAGUGGUGGGAUCAUAGCUCACUGCAUCCUCAAACUCCGGGCUCAAGCAAUUCUGCCUCAGCCUCCUGAGUAGCUGGGACCGCAGAUUUUAAUUUGAUUUGAAAAUGAGUAAGUGCAGAAAGCCACCAGUUCAGCAGCUAGCAAGUCUUGAGACAUUCAGCUCAGAUGUUUUUGCUGACAUUUUUGAACUCUUUGCCAAGAAUUUUUCUUAUGGCAAGCCACUUGAUAAUGAAUGGCAGUUACCAGAUCCCAGUGAGAUUUUCACCUGUGACCACACAGAAUUUGAUGCCUUUCUUGAUUUGAAGAACUCUCUAAAUGAAGUAAAAAACUUACUGAAUGAUAAGAAAUUGGACGAAUGGCAUGAGCACACUGCUUUCACCAAUAAAGCAGGAAAAAUCAUUUCUCAUGUUAGAAAAUCUGUCAAUGCGGAACUUUGUACUCAAGCCUGGUGUAAGUUCCAUGAGAUUUUGGGUAGCUUUCCGGUUAUUCCAGAGGAAGCUUUUCAGAAUGGAAAACUGAAUUCCCUACACCUUUGCGAAGCUCCUGGAGCUUUUAUAGCUAGUCUCAAUCACUACUUAAAAUCCCAUAGGUUCCCUUGUGAUUGGAGUUGGGUGGCUAAUACUCUGAAUCCCUACCAUGAAGCAAAUGACAAUCUUAUGAUGAUCAUGGAUGACCGGCUCAUUGCAAAUACCUUGCAUUGGUGGUACUUUGGUCCAGAUGACACUGGUGAUAUUAUGACCCUAAAAUAUCUGAAUGGACUUGAGAAUUUCAUAAGCAGCAUGGCUACUAUUCACUUGGUCACUGCAGAUGGGAGUUUUGAUUGCCAAGGAAACCCAGGUGAACAAGAAGCUUUAGUCUCUUCUUUACAUUACUGUGAAGUUGUCACUGCUCUGACCACUCUUGGAAAUGGUGGCUCUUUUGUUCUGAAGAUGUUUACUUUGUUUGAACAUUGUUCCAUAAACCUGAUGUACCUGCUAAACUGUUCCUUUGACCAAGUCCAUGUUUUCAAACCUGCUACCAGCAAGGCAGGAAACUCAGAAGUCUAUGUGGUAUGUCUUCACUAUAAGGGAAGAGAGGCCAUCUAUCCUCUGUUAUCUAAGAUGGUGCUGAAUUUUGGGACUGAAAUUACCAGGAAAGCCCUCUUUCCCCAUCAUGUGAUUCCUGAAUCUUUUCUUAAAAGACAUGAAGAAUGUUGUGCAUUCUUCCAUAAAUAUCAGCUAGACACUAUUUCUGAGAACAUUCGUCUGUUUGAGUGCAUGGGAAAAGAGGAACAAACAAAGCUGAAUAAUUUAAGGGAUUGUGCUGUACAAUAUUUCAUGCAAAAAUUCCAACUGAAGCCUCUUUCCAGAAAUAAUUGGCUAGUAAAAAAGUCAACUAUUGGUUGUAGUACAAAUACUAAAUGGCUUGGGCAGAGGAACAGAUAUUUUAAAACCUAUAAUGAAAGAAAGAUGCUGGAAACCCUUCCAUGGAAAGAUAAGGUAGCCCAAGGAUACUUUAAUGUUUGGGCAGAAGAUCAUGGUGUAUAUCAUUCUGGGCAAAGUUAUCUUUUAGAAGGGACAGCUUCCAAACUUGAGUGUCACUUAUGGCAUAUUUUAGAAGGAAAGAAACUGCCAAAGGUAAAAUGUUCUCCCUUCUGUGAUGGUGAAAUUUUAAAGACUCUUAAUGAAGUAAUUGAAAAGUCAUUAGGAGGAGCUUUGAAUUCAGAUUCCAAGUUAAGGCCAAAGCAACAUCAUUGUUCUUGUCAUGUUUUCUCUAAAGAACUGAUAUUUUCUGACUUGUUUAGCUUUAUCAAGUGCCUUCAGGAUGAGCAGAGUGUAGAAUCCAGCAACCAAAUAAAGUGCCUGCUUGUUGGUUUGCCGACUCUUUAUGAUAUCAAAAUGCAUUUACCCUUGGAAGUGCAACUAGUGGAAUCAGCUGAACUCAUGACUUUUAGGUGUUCAUUGCUUCAUGAUGGAGACCUGACUUACCAACAUUUAUUUUUGGACUGCCUUCUACAUUCAUUGCAACAGCUUCAGACAGGAGAUGUUCUGAUUUUGCCUGUACUUUCUUGCUUUACGAGAUUUAUGGCUGGUUUGAUCUUUGUACUCCACAGUUGUUUUAGAUUCAUCACAUUUUCUUGUCCCACAUCCCCUGAGCCCCUGAGGACCUGUGCAGUCCUGCUAUGUGUGGGUUAUAAGGACCUUCCAAAUCCCGUUUUCCAGUAUCUGCAGAAUGUGAAUGAACUGUUGAGCACUUUGCUUAACUCUGGGGCAUCCCAGCAGGUUUUACAGUUUGUGCCAAUGGAAGUGCUCCUUAAGGGAGCAUUGCUUGAUUUUUUGUGGGAUUUGAAUGCUGCCAUUGCUAAAAGGCAUUUACAUUUGAUUAUUCAAGUAGAGAGAGAAGAAAUCAUCAGCAGCCUUCAGUUACGAAGUUAAACAUGUCCUUUGUGAAAUUCAGCUUUAUGACUUACUAUUUAUCCAGUAUUUUUACAUCAUUCACAGUCUCAUUAAUUCUGGAAAACCAUCAUGUAGUUCUGAUCUCUGGGAUGUAUACAUCCAUAGCAUAGAAUUCAUCCGAGUGGUAGAAUCUAUGCAGUGAUGGUAUUCAACUUCUGAAUAUGAGAUUGUGUGUGUUUGGUGUCCAUCACCCAUGCUACACAUGCAGCUUAGAUGGUCUUAGUUAUUGCUUAAGAGUUGCACCUGUGUGCCUUCAUUCAGGUAGUUUUUUUCCAGCUAAUUUCUUCUCAGUGGCUAAUGGUAUUGAUGAAUUGAUAGAGGUCAUUGAUGAAAGGGGAUGAGCCACUCCUCAGUAACACUGGUAUGUUUUAACACUUAAACUGUCAUUUAUGGAUUUCAGGGAAUUCAUCUUGCUAGAUUCUUGAUAUUGCCGUUCAUUGCCCAUGUGCUAUAGACCCAAUUUUAUGGCUGAAAUGAAACUAGUGCACUGUCGUAUGAAUAUUUUACUAACCACAACCAUCCGACUAAAAAAGAUGACAGCUUUAAACCAAAGAUCAUGUUUAAAACAAUGAAAAACUGUUGUGUCUAAUAUACUCUCAUAUCAUGAAAAAUUUCAUUUAGCAAUGGCAUGAUUUUUAACUUCCAGGAAAUUUGUGAAUGAAAAGAUUUUUAAAACUUUAAAAUAGUGUUUAUUGUCUCAUAUUGGAGAUGUGAAUCUGAUGAACAUAAUGCUAAAGAGAAAUGUUAAUACUUUUGGAAUGAUGGCUCAGCAUCUGGAAAUUUUUAAUCUUUACUAAUUUCUUUUUCAUUACGAAAAUAGCACUUUACUAAAAGGUUAGUCACGAAAUGGUUUUCUUACCAGUUACAUUGAUUUCUUUUAUAUGUAGUUAAUAGUAUAAUGAAUUUUUCUGGCAACUAUAUUAGGUGAGUCUUCAUUACCUUGAGGUUCCACCAAGUGUAGAAUACUUACAUUCUCACUUGUGCAUUUUAGGCAUUUUUGUUAUAUAAAUAAUAGAUACAUUCUCUGAUGUAUUUGGUUGAUAAAUAUUAAUCUGAAAAAUUUUCAUGUUCUUUGCUAUUUUGAGUUCCAUUAUAGUUUCAUGAAUAAAGUCAUUAGCAGAGA